UCACAACGUCACGAAGUCGCUUGACGUACCGAGAUGCGCGCGCAUCGCGCACUAGUGCAUUUGUGUAUGUUGUGCUUUCCGUAGCCGCAACGAGCCGAUGUGCUGCAAAAACGCACUGAUGGACCAAACGAGAGUUGAAAUGAAAUCCUGAAACUAGCCGUGGCUUUCUAGGGAACAUGAACGGUUCUCUUGUAGGACCGAAGAAAACCGCAAUAUGUCGCUACUUCGCUACCGGGGGAACUUGUUUCUACGGUUCCGAGUGUCAAUUCCUGCACGGACCGUCUACCACUCCUUGCUUGAACACUGACCUAGGAAUACGUGAUUCACCACUGUCACUCAUGGUGCGGACACCCGAAGGUACCACAAGUCCCGCCUUGGACCCUGUUUUCCAAGCUUUUCACCACCAUCGAACUCCCGCUGAGUCCAAACUCAAAACAUACAUGAAUGUAUCCGCACGCACAAUUUCACCGUCCUCACUGGACAAAUCGAAAAUGUUUUCAUCUUCAAACAGCAUCUCACCCAAUGAAAUUACAAGUGCCCUAUCAUCAUUGGCUCUGGACUCUGCGAGAAAGGCUCCGAACCCUGGUGCUGCUGAGUUUGUACCAAUGAACAGCAUGUUAGGCCCCGGCCAAUUAACACACAGCACCAGCACACCCUCAUUCUCACAGUUUUCUGGAAGUCUAAACUUGACCCCUGGCACCAGCCCAUACAGCCGGUUAGCACCUGACACGCCAUCUGGCCUCUCUCUGGGUAAAAUGGAAAGUCCUGGCUUGUCUCCUGAUGGCUCUCCUCUUGUGAGCCGCCGCAGCCAGUCACCAAUGUCAGUCGGAGGCUACUUGAAUGCACAGCGGGAAUCUUUUCCUCCAACAACAGUUUAUCAGGAAUUCUUGGGCGGCACCACCUACUUUUACCAGCACGAAGAAGCCGGAAACACGACGGAGGAAGGCCAGGCUGUCCUACUUCCUGAGUACCAGAUGUAUCCUGGCAACCCAGCACACAUAGAGUUCAUGAAGCCCAAAGCCAAUGCACCCUCCUUCUUUCUUCCAGAUGAGCUCAGAAUGGACAUCUUGCAUCGUCAGAGUUUAAGCCUUGCUCAAAGAAACCCAGAAGUAAACACUGACCUGCCAGCAGAAGUGGACAACUAUCAUAACAUUUGCCCGCUGGAACCAAGUUCCUCGAACGGGCCGCCCAAGUCCAGCACUUUUGGAUAUGUGACGUCCGUCUACAAGGCAACGAAACAUCAAGACGGCUGCUGCUACUGCUUGAGGAGGGUGCAUGGCUUCCGUCUUAGCAACACCAAGUGCAUGGCAGUGGUUGACCUCUGGAAAAAGUUGCAGCACUCCAACCUUGUGCACUUGCGGGAGGUGUUCACCACUAAGGCAUUCGGAGACCACUCAAUGGUGUUUGUCUAUGACUACCACGCUGGUGCGGACACCCUGAUGAACCAGUACUUCAGCCAGCCUUCUGUGCCAACGCUGAAUGGUUUCUGCCCGCCCAUCUAUCCACAGCCUUCCAAUGGGCUCACAAGGCCUUUUUCACAUGGAAAGCCUGCUCUGGGCUCCUUGCGCCAGCAUGCUGGACUGCUGCCCGAGAGCCUUAUCUGGGCUUUUGUGGUCCAGCUAAGUUCGGUGCUGCGUACCAUCCACGCCGCUGGCCUUGCAUGCCGUUCCUUUGAGCCUUCCAAAAUUCUGGUCAUGGGCAAGUCACGUCUGCGCCUCAACUGCUGUGGCAUCAUGGAUGUGCUCACUUUUGACUCAGCUGUGCCCAGCGCAAAGGCACUUGUGCCUCACUAUCAGCAAGAAGACUUGGUUUCCUUGGGGAAGUUGGUACUUGCCCUGGCCUGCAACACCAUGGCUGCGAUUCAGCGCGAAAACUUGCAGCAGUCAAUGGAUCUGGUGUCUCGCAACUACUCAACUGACCUCAGGAACCUGAUCUUGUACCUGCUGUCCUCGCCACCUCGUACGCACAGUAUUAAUGACAUAAUGCCCAUGAUUGGAGCACGCUUCUACACACAGCUGGAUGCGGCUCAGAUGCGGAGUGAUGUCAUCGAAAACGAACUUGCAAAGGAAGUGGAAAAUGGAAGGCUCUUCAGGCUUCUUGUGAAACUUGGCACAGUCAGUGAAAGACCAGAGUUCCAUCUCGACACAUCGUGGUCUGAAACUGGCGACCGUUACAUGCUUAAGCUGUUCAGAGAUUACCUCUUCCACCAAGUCACAAAGGAUAACAGGCCUUGGAUAGACAUGGCUCAUGUUGUGCAGGCAUUGAAUAAGCUGGAUGCGGGCGUGCCCGAAAAAAUCUGCCUCAUGUCACGGGACGAGCAAAACAUUCUUGUUGUCAGCUAUGCUGAGCUGAAGCAGUGCCUCGAGUCUUCGUUCAGCGAGCUGCUGUCUGCCACUUCAUCAGUGCCACCUACGUCGUCUCUUCCCCCGCCUCCGGCUAACCAACACGCACGGUGACCACUCCACACGUUGUUUUUGUUUACUCUGGCUGCCGCUACGGUAUGCACAGGCGCUUUGUUUCGUUUUGAUUGUGCUGCCAGUGAAGAGAUGACCACGGGCAGGGGCCCUUAAGGGAUGACAGUUCAGCUAUUUUGCCACGUGAGUCUUGCUAGUGCCACUGCUUUCUGUGCACUUGCAGCAACUUUUCAUUUAUGCUUGUCGUCGUAGCAGAUAAUUGAUUUUUUUGUUUUUGUCCAUGUUUUGUUUUUUGUAUUUUUUCCUUCCUCUAGAAAUUCUCUUAUCGUUGCAUGCAUUAUUUUCCGACGAAUUGAUGGUUAUGACAACUGGUGAAGGAUUGCUUUUUUUUUUCCUCUCUCCCUUUUUUUUAGACAUUUGCACAAGGUGUAUGAAGUUGACAGUUAAGCUCGGUGGUCUUUUUUCGUUUUUUACCUUUCGGCACUUUCGAGAGCUAAUGCACUUGCCACCAUCUGUUUUGCUCUAACAGGAUUAUUUUUUAUUCUGUCCUUUUUAAGAAGUGUAGUCAGAGAGUCUAUUUAUGCACACUUCUGCGCAAUCUGAAGCGUUGCUUUCUCGUCUUGAGCUUUGUUAGUGAUAUUCCUGGUCCCCCUCCCCACUUGUGUCUUCGUCUUUUUUUGUUUGUCCUCCGUGGCUCACCCUGUCUUGUACUUAAUUGUCACUGUUACUGCGCACAACUUUUGCCACAAUGUGGACAUUAGUUAAUGUGUGUCAAUGACUGUGAUGCAGGAAGCUAAGUAGCACAGGCUUGGUUUCGCUUUCUCUUAUAACCGAACCACUGCUAUUCAUAUAGCACUACCAUAAUAAACUUAAAUGCAUGACUGUGAGGUUCAGGGGGAGCCAACAAAAAGCGCUUUGCAUGUGUAAAUGUAUUCAGUUGUGUCUCCAGCACUUAAACUCAGAACUGAAUGCUGAAGCUUGUUGAACAUUUUUGUUGAGUCUCAAGGCAGCUAAGCUAGUGGAAGUGCAUGCUUUUGUGUUGUAAUAUUGUCUAAAACUGUUACCACAGUUCCACUUGAUUGUGGAAUGCAUGGUUUUCUGUCGCACACUGUAGCUGUCUGUUGUGUCUCUAUUCGUCUCCUCAUUGCUCUCUGCUUGUAAUGGCCAACCAGCAUGACCUUGCCACUACAGCAAUAAUGGAUUUGCUGCAUGCUUGUGCCAUUUUGCAGGGUUCAUUACAAAUUAGUGUUGUUUAAAGAAGCCUGCUAGGACUGUUCCUAUACUAAGUCCUCCCAGGGGCCGCAUUCUCAAUUGAUCACUUUGUCACCUUUACAGUGUAUUGAUUUUGUGCAAGUAGAUGUAUGUAGAAAAAGAAGGAACUUAUCCCGUGAGCACAAUUUUUUUUUCUUAAACAUAUUGCGCCCAAGUGAAUCAUUGCAACUAGGCAUUGGGCCACGCGGAGAGUAAAGUAUCAGCUUAAAGUGAUCGAUCAAGAAUACGUCCCCUUCGCUCUGUUGUAGCCCCUUGUGGCAAGAUACAGUGACUGUAAAACUUCACUGCUGAAAGCACAAGACUCAGCUGCGAGUCUUGCCACCAUGGCAAUCGGUGUUGUAACACAAUACACAGGGUUAUAUAUCCUACAUGUGUGUGCGAACUUUGACUGCCCUCCAACCACUAAGCUCGAGCUGCAACAUUCAGCAACAGCAGUUUAUCUGUUAUGAUAGUGGGAUGUUGGCUGUGUUGAAACGGAUUUAUUUUAAGCAAACAAGGCAUUUAUUUUUUUAAAUGUGCUACUGAAGAAGAAAGGGUACCUGAGGCCCUGCAAAUACAAAGCUGGACAAAAAAAGUGCCGAGGCAUCUUUUACUCCUUGUUUUCUUGAUA
Messenger RNA from Rhipicephalus sanguineus (brown dog tick), 4296 nucleotides. It is a transcript of the gene PAN3, whose product is annotated as PAN2-PAN3 deadenylation complex subunit pan3-like. Gene Ontology annotation, biological process: nuclear-transcribed mRNA poly(A) tail shortening; mRNA processing; protein phosphorylation. The record is from RefSeq and is a predicted model, not a curated record. Gene Ontology annotation, molecular function: ATP binding; metal ion binding; poly(A) binding. Gene Ontology annotation, cellular component: PAN complex; P-body. NCBI's taxonomy places the organism in Eukaryota, Metazoa, Arthropoda, Arachnida, Ixodida, Ixodidae.